Messenger RNA from Ochlerotatus camptorhynchus, 1845 nucleotides. Its product is annotated as serine/arginine repetitive matrix protein 2. The coding region runs from base 324 to 1604 and encodes 426 amino acids. Lineage: Eukaryota; Metazoa; Arthropoda; Insecta; Diptera; Culicidae. The transcript is spliced from 6 exons. The record is from RefSeq and is a predicted model, not a curated record.
CAAGAACGGACGUGAGAGUGUGAGUAAAGUGAGUAAAGGAGUUGUGUGUUCCGUUCAGAGCUGAAAGUUGAAAAAAAAUCGAAGUUUGUGCGCGUGGGAAAAGCGAAAAACUUCCGAAAAAGGAAGGUUUUUCUGUGAAGAAAAUUCAGUUUUGUUUUUGAGAAACAAGUGAAAAUCACAGUGGAAUUUGUUUUCCGGUGAAUCAGUGGCCGUGCAAGUAUUGAACCCCAGAUUCCGCCAUCUUUAAAUUGAUUGUUUUGUGUCGGAUCACUACAUUGUUGGCUUCUUCUUCCACCCGGAUCUGAGCCACGGAACAGACCAAUAUGAUGAAUUCGAUCAGUAAAAUCCACUUCAACAGUUCGACCGGCGUUUCGUUGAACGACCGAUUCACAGUCAUCUCCAGAAUCAGUCCCACGGACAAGGGAGCUGGAGGUAGCGGUAGCCACGAGCGGAACGGCGGUGGAGGCAUCCUGCGAAAGCGCUCCAAUUCAGCAGAUUCCUACGCGUCCCGCGGUUCGUACGCCAACCGGCAAUUGGUCAACCAGCUGGACCGGCGUCACAUUGGGCAGUCGCAGGCGGCACUGCGCCUGAGGAAUAAAACUAUCCGUUCCGGUCGGCAGCGACUUAACCGCAGCAGCCUCGCAUCACGGACCCAACUACGACGGGCAGCCGGCAAUACACUAUCCCUCUCGGGAGGUUCACGGCGAUUGCAGCGAUCGAACAGCUUCACGGAUGUUGCUACAAUGAACGCCGACUUUGUCGAGCGUCAGGCGCUGCGCCGUUCCAACUCCCAGCUGAGCAUCGCCUCCCGACUGGGUUCUGGCGGCCGGUCUCGAGGAGGCCCCCGUCGCCCGUUGCAACGUACCAAUUCAUCCACCAAUCUGGCAGGCCGAGGAAGGUCUCAAUCUCGUGGACGAUCUCGCUCUCGUUCCCGAUCCCGUACCCGUCUGCCACGCUCUCGAUCCCGAGGCAAUCUCACCCGUACCAGAUCUCGCAGUGCCGGCCUGAAUGGCAUCGGCUACAACAAUAACAAUAAUAAUAAUAACAACAACAACAACAACCAUAUCGAGAACCGUCUCGGUCGGGGUGGUCGCAUGCGAGGCCGCCCGAGUGUCAGACGCGGCCGCGGACGAGGUCCAGCUACCCUGGCCCGAUCUGCCUCUCGUACGAAUCUCCGCGCCGGAAGCGUUAAUGGCCGUCUCGGUGGAAACCGAAACAAUCGGCCGCUGGGCACCCGCGGUGGACGUGGACGUGUGGCCAAACGUGGUCAACGGCGAGGACCAGCAGGAUCCGGUCAGAAUGGUACCGGCGGCGGAAGACCCGGACGUACCCUGCAGAGACGUGGCGGACCAGGUGGUGGUGGAGCACCGCCGACAGGAGGAGCCCGGCGAGGCCGAUCGCGCUCCCGAGGUCGAGCGAUAUCGCAAAACCGCGGACGCAGUGCACAACGAGGUCGCAAUGCAUCCAAAGGACGCCGAGCAUCGGCACCGAACAUGAGCAAAGAGCAACUGGACAAUGAGCUGGAUCAGUACAUGGCCAACACGAAGUCCUCACUGGAUAAGGAAAUGGACGAGUACAUGCAUGGGAUCAAUAGUUCCAUCUAGAGGGACCUGUUGUUGGACCCCUUGCUGUGGAAUGGCGCGGAGAGCAGUUAGUUACAAAAUGUGAACCAAUCAGGCGUUCAGAACUAACCCACAAAUUUUUUGUAUAUCGUAACAACAAAAGUAUGCUACCUACUAAACACAAACAAACUCUCUUAGGCAAUAAGGAACCCCUUUUCACUCAAGUGGAAAAGCAAAAAAAAAAAAUGGGAUGAUAACUAAGCGUUGAAAACUGAACUUUUAA